AACGUCAUUCAUGUGUCAAAGAAUAAAUAAAAACAACUUAAACAAUAUAAUAAAAUUAAAGUAAAAACAAGUUAACUUUGUUUAAUUCCUGUCGUCACCUUAGUAAAUAUUUAUUGAUCUGAUAUGGGUUGCGAUGGCGGAACAAUUCCGCGCCGUGAUGAGCUGGUUAGAUUGAAAAAGAAGCCAGAACAGAAAGAUAAAAACUCAGAACUAUCAUUUCGUUGGCGUCAUUGUGCUAUAUCACAACAAUUGCUGCAAGAACCCAUUGUUGGAUGUGGUCUAGGGCGACUUUAUUCUAAAAGUUCACUUAUUGAAGCUUUACUUGAUAAAAGCUUAUUGCCAGAGGUAGCAACUCAUAUUCGGAAUCUUAAGGAUGUGAAAGACUUAAAUUUAAGCCCUAAUCCCGCAUACAAGCAGGAUGCUGAAGGAUGUGAAGCUGCGCCCUAUGUUUGCCCAGUUAUUGGUUUAGAAAUGACAGGAAAUUUCAGAUUUGUAUUUCUCUGGACUUGUGGAUGUGUUUUUUCUGAAAGGGCUUUAAAAUAUGUUAAUUCUAAUAUUUGUCACAAUUGUCAAAAACCAUUUGCUGAAGAAGAUGUUAUUGUUCUUAAUGGUAAUGAGGAAGACGUAAGAAUUAUGCGUAAAAAUAUGGAAGUCAGAAAUAUUAAACUGAAAGCUGAAAAAAAGGCCAAAAAGGGUAUUAAAAAAGAAACUGAAAUUAAAACAGAAGCUAGUUCCUCAAAUGCUUCAGAACAAAGUUCAAUUAAAAUAGAGCAGUUGAAAACUGAAUUACAGCAGAAAACUGAAACCUGCAUUAAAAGUUUAUCUAUGAAAGAAUCAAUAACUCAUAAUUUAGGCAAUAGCAAAAUAAAUGUUACCAAAAUCACACCUAGUACAAGCAAAUCAGAAAAUGGCCAACAGUAUUUGAAACGUACUGCAGUGGGGCAAAGUUUAGGAGACCCAGUGUUCAAAAAAUCUAAAGAUGCAUACAGUGUAGCUCAAGAUCCAGAAGCAUCUGAAGUUUUCAAGUCGAUAUUUACUACUCAUUCUACUGCAACUCAACAAGAUAAAGCACACUGGAUUACAUACAAUCCAUUUUAUAAUUAACCCUAAAUAAUAUUUAACUUUAUUUGAUGACAAAGAUUAUGCAAAAAAUAAUAUAUUAUUUCAAUGAAAAUGAUGCUACUUCAAAAUAAUUAUUUGACAAGUAUUGUUAUUGAUUUGCUACAUUUU
Ctenocephalides felis (cat flea) is the source of this 1230-nucleotide messenger RNA. Its product is annotated as protein RTF2 homolog. Bases 124 to 1104 code for a protein of 326 amino acids. The record is from RefSeq and is a predicted model, not a curated record. Gene Ontology annotation, biological process: site-specific DNA replication termination at RTS1 barrier; mitotic DNA replication termination. The transcript is spliced from 4 exons. Gene Ontology annotation, cellular component: nucleus. Lineage: Eukaryota; Metazoa; Arthropoda; Insecta; Siphonaptera; Pulicidae.